Pseudopipra pipra is the source of this 1678-nucleotide messenger RNA. RefSeq names its product tubulin alpha 8 (gene TUBA8). Gene Ontology annotation, molecular function: GTP binding; structural constituent of cytoskeleton. Gene Ontology annotation, cellular component: microtubule; cytoplasm. The record is from RefSeq and is a predicted model, not a curated record. NCBI's taxonomy places the organism in Eukaryota, Metazoa, Chordata, Aves, Passeriformes, Pipridae. Gene Ontology annotation, biological process: mitotic cell cycle; microtubule cytoskeleton organization. The transcript is spliced from 6 exons. The coding region runs from base 493 to 1638 and encodes 381 amino acids.
CCCCGCGCUGUGACACUGAAGCGCCGCAGCAGGUGCCGGGUGCUGGGCCCAGGCUGUGCCUCCCACCCUGCAGCCCAGAGCCAGGCUCCUGCACAGACCUGCCACCACUGAUCCCAACGGGAAAGGAAACGCCGCUGGAGACACCAUGAAACAACGCCCAAAAUUAGGCAAAUAAACAUUCUAUGCUGCAAUGACACUGCCUGAUAAGCAAUGGACCUGCAAUGUAAAAUUAAUAGAUGCUCAGGAGCUGGAAGGAACAUUUGUUUCAACCGAGAGAAUCUGAAACUAUUUCCUUAGCGCGAGUGCAUCUCAAUUCACGUUGGCCAGGCUGGAGUUCAGAUAGGAAAUGCCUGCUGGGAACUCUUCUGCCUGGAGCACGGCAUUCAGCCAGACGGCACCUUCAAGGAUCUGCAAGACAAACUCAAGUGUGAUGACUCUUUUACCACAUUUUUCAACGAAACAGCCACUGGGAAGCACGUGCCACGGGCUGUAAUGGUGGAUUUGGAACCAACUGUAGUAGAUGAAGUGCGGGCUGGCACCUUCCGGGAACUUUUUCAUCCAGAACAGCUGAUCACUGGAAAGGAAGAUGCAGCCAAUAACUAUGCCCGUGGCCACUACACCAUUGGCAAAGAAAGCAUUGAUGUGGUGCUUGAUCGUGUCCGUAAGCUGACUGAUGCCUGUUCUGGGCUGCAAGGAUUCCUGAUCUUCCACAGCUUUGGUGGGGGUACUGGCUCUGGCUUUACCUCCUUACUGAUGGAACGCCUCUCUGUGGAUUACGGAAAGAAGUCCAAACUGGAGUUUGCCAUCUACCCAGCUCCUCAGGUCUCCACCGCAGUGGUGGAACCCUACAAUUCCAUCCUGACCACGCACACCACCCUGGAGCAUUCGGACUGUGCCUUCAUGGUGGAUAACGAGGCCAUCUACGACAUCUGCCGCCGGAACCUGGGCAUCGAGCGCCCCACCUACACCAACCUCAACCGCCUCAUCAGCCAGAUCGUCUCCUCCAUCACCGCCUCGCUGCGCUUCGACGGGGCCCUCAACGUGGACCUCACGGAGUUCCAGACAAACCUGGUGCCCUACCCACGCAUCCACUUCCCCUUAGUGACCUACGCCCCCAUCAUCUCCUCCGACAGGGCGCACCACGAGCAGCUCUCGGUGGCUGAAAUCACCAACGCCUGCUUCGAGCCCAACAACCAGAUGGUGAAGUGCGACCCGAGGCACGGGAAGUACAUGGCCUGCUGCAUGCUCUACAGGGGGGACGUGGUACCCAAAGAGGUCAACGUAGCAAUCGCUGCCAUCAAGACCAAGAGAACCAUCCAGUUUGUCGACUGGUGCCCAACAGGCUUCAAGGUUGGGAUCAACUAUCAGCCUCCCACAGUAGUUCCUGGUGGAGACCUAGCCCAAGUUCAGCGAGCGGUCUGCAUGCUGAGCAACACCACGGCCAUUGCCGAGGCUUGGGCCAGGCUCGACCACAAGUUUGACCUGAUGUACGCCAAGAGAGCUUUUGUGCACUGGUACGUGGGUGAAGGCAUGGAGGAGGGAGAAUUUGCAGAGGCCCGAGAGGACCUGGCUGCCCUGGAAAAGGACUAUGAAGAAGUGGGAACUGACUCAUUCGAAGAAGAAAAUGAUGGGGAGUAAUUUUAAAAUACACUUUGUUUCUAGGAAACAAAGCACAGAA